AAAAACUCUACAUUAAAUUGUUUAACAAAUAUUGUAAACUAAACAUUUUAUGAUCCCGAUCACACUGUUUAAAUUCAAAUGUCCUAUGGGAAGACAGAUAAAUGCACCUGUAUAAAGAAAAUCAUUAUAAUCGAUAGAUAAAACAUACAGCUAACUCUGACAGGUAGGCUAUUUAAAUGUUUUAAAAGGCCUUUAUCUUCUGAAUGCUUGAUACACACCGCUGCACAUUACCGCCAUUUUCUGCUAUAUUUUAAGAUGAGGGACAAACAGAAUCAUUUAUCAAUGUCAGAAAAUCUCAAUUAAAUCCUUGAACAGUAUUAUCAAAAUUUCACAAAAACUGGUUAUAACGAUGUAAUAAUAUUCAUAACAAAUUCAAGAAACCUUCUUUACAAAAAUAUACAAAAUGUCUGUGAAAAAUAUAGGAAAUCUACCACAUAAUAAACUUGAUAAAGAAAUCAAUAUUUUCAAGACAUAGUUAUUGCCCUUGGAUUCAACAUUUUGAAACACGUACAUCAUUGAUUAUUCAUAUAUAAUUCAAACUUUUGAAAUAUUUUAUGUUUAACAAGAUUUUUCUGCAAUAACUAUUGGAAAAGACUCCAAAAGAAAGUUAUGUUCCUAUCAUGCAUAGAUCUGAAUAAAUGAUUGAUUCUGCAAAAGUUUAUGGUGUCACAUGUGGAUGUUACUUCAAAGUGCCAAUUUGCUGCCACAAUUAAAACAGAAAACUAACGAGUCGUACACAAAGAAGUUUGCAAUGGCAACAUCAGAUCCACUGGUCAGAGCGCAAGAUGUUAAACGCUGUCAGUUGUGUCCCGGCAAAGACAGGAAGUCUGCAGCAGAAACUGUGUGUAACACCUGCCACGUCAACCUCUGUAAGGACUGUGUAGGACAUCACAUGACCUCAAAUCCCACCAUACGCCACGAUGUUGUCACUUUUAAAUUCAAAAUUUUAGAAAUCAUUCCACCCCAGUGUAAACUGCAUCAAAAUAAGAAAUGUGAAAUGUUCUGUGAACAAUGUGAUUCUCCAAUUUGUCUGAAAUGUCUUGCCUCUGGAUCUCAUGAAAACCAUGAUGUGUCACAGAUUUCAGAAAUCCACAUCUCUAGAAAACAGCUGAUAGAAAAAGACACGAAAGAACUUGAAAGUAACAUUGCACCUGUGUUUGAAUCAAUUCUCUCUGCAAUAGAAGAAAUGUUGUCAAAUGUUCUCCAAAAACAUGGAGGAAGACAACAUGCCAUUUCUGAAUUCGGCAAAAGAUGUCAUACACUUGUAGACAUUGUUAUCAAUAGAUAUCUGAGUGAUUCAAAGACGAUAGCAAAGCAAGAUGGUGACUCAAUUCAAACUUUGAAAUCCGAGUUCCAGAAAUUACAAUCAUCUAUAGAAUCAGCUAUACAUGAAAACCAUUCUAUCCUGGCUUCCAACGAUUUAUCCAAAUUUACCAGUUACGCUUCGAGGAACGAGGAAUUAAGAAAUGUUCCCUCUAGAUUUGAAUUAACAGUCCCACCAUUGGAUCUCAGAGAACUAACAGAAGAGGUAAUGUGUCAACUGAUUGGUGUCAUUCCUACCUCAAUCAAAAAGGACGUUCAGGACAGGUCUUGAAAGUAAUUCAUCCAGUCUCCAGUGUCAACGAACCAAACAGAAAAUUAUUAGAGAAGCCUGAAUUAUUGUCAGCUCUCUAUAUUGCCCAUAGAGAGACAUACAGAGUAUGCUGUAUUCCUAACACAGAUGAGUUCUAUGUCAGCAGUAACAAUAUCAUCAUCAGACGCAUGAACACCGAACUGGAGGAGAUCACUACUAAGUCAGGAAAAUCUCCAGUAGAUCUGACGGUCACCAGGGAGGGACAUCUGGUCUACACUGACUGGGCGGAUAGAAGUAUCAACAGACGGAAGGAUGGCAAGAUAGAAUGUCUCAUCAGACUACAGGACUGGAGACCAUGGGGCAUCUGUAGUACCUCCACAGACAACUUACUGGUUACCAUGAUGUCUGAUGAUAAACAAAGUAAAGUAGUCCGUUACUCUGCUUCUACAGUCACACAAGAAAUACAAUACAGUGACACGGGCAAACCUUUAUAUUCUCAUCCAGACUUUAUUACUGAGAACAAGAACCUUGACAUUGUUGUGAGUGACACUGAUACAAGGGCAGUAGUGGUAGUAGAUAAGGAAGGCACGUUCAGGUUCAGCUAUAAUGGAAAUCUCCAAUUAAAGAAAUCAUUCAGUCCACGUGGUGUGACCACAGACAGCAUGUGUCACAUCCUGAUUGCUGACCUUGAUAACCAUGUUAUACACAUCAUUGAUCAGAAAGGACAGUUCCUCCGGUACAUAGACAACUGUAACUUACACCGACCAUAUGAUAUCAGUACAGACAACAAUGACAUGUUGUUUGUUACUGAAUAUAAAAAUAACACCGUGAAACAAAUUCAGUAUUUAGAAUAAAAGUUGAAUUCCAUACCAGGGGUUGAAAUUAACUUUUUCUACCACAGGCUAAAAUGAAAACUUACAAGCUAAAAUAAAAAUAAUGAAGCAGUG
Molecule: messenger RNA, 2520 nt
Organism: Ostrea edulis (European flat oyster)
Lineage: Eukaryota; Metazoa; Mollusca; Bivalvia; Ostreida; Ostreidae
Product: E3 ubiquitin-protein ligase TRIM36-like
Exons: 3
Coding region: 671-1594 (307 amino acids)
Molecular function (GO): zinc ion binding
Source: RefSeq, a predicted model, not a curated record